This is a messenger RNA of Ictalurus furcatus (blue catfish), 5222 nucleotides long. RefSeq names its product DDB1 and CUL4 associated factor 8 (gene dcaf8). The transcript is spliced from 13 exons. Gene Ontology annotation, molecular function: protein binding. Gene Ontology annotation, cellular component: cytoplasm; Cul4-RING E3 ubiquitin ligase complex. NCBI's taxonomy places the organism in Eukaryota, Metazoa, Chordata, Actinopteri, Siluriformes, Ictaluridae. The record is from RefSeq and is a predicted model, not a curated record. The coding region runs from base 265 to 2112 and encodes 615 amino acids.
ACGAAGCAGCUCAGCCAACAUAAAAAAAGUAAAAAACGAAAACAGCUGCAACCGGAGGUUUAAAUCCGCUUUUCUGCUCGAGGUUUAUUUAAUUUUUUUUUGUUUUUUUAACAAUGUCUUGCAAAUUUGUUUGUACGCGUUCAGUCCGGGGCGUCUGAAGUGCCGAAGUUUGCUCAGGACGAGUUUUAAGGAGUGCGGAGGAAUUUUUUUGUUCGGGCCUCGCUCAAAGGCUCCUUUUGUUAGGAGGAAGGACUCGGAGGCAGCAUGGCCGACGCUCAAGAGCAGUCCAGUGUUCCGAACGGUGGCGCUGAUGAUCCAGAACCGGAAAAAGGAAGAGGCAGCAAAAGCUCCUCGACUUUACCUACAGAGGAUCUGAUACGACCUGAUUCAGUAGAAUUGAGCCCACAGCAGGCGCAGCCAGCUGCAUUAGAGGAAGAGGAGGAGGAGGAAGGGGACACAGACAGCAUGGAUGGCAGCCUUAUGUACUCUUUUGUGGAAGAGGGAAAGGAGCAAGACAGCGAGGGCAGCGGGCGAAGAGAGCGAGCGAAGAAAGACGAGAGCAGGAGAGCAGGCCGGAAGCGGAACCGACCCACGUCACGCCACUCCUCCAGCUCCGACGAUGAUGAUGACGACGACGACGACGACGAUGAUGAAGAAGAUGAUGAUGAUGAUGAUGCAGAAGAUGAAGAGGAGAAUGAAAAGGAAGAGGAGGAAGACAUGGAGGCAUGGUUUGGGGCAGAGGUAAAGGAAAUGGGCGGGCCUAAGUGGCGCGCGGUGCCGUCUCUGCGGGCUCGGGAGAUUGGGAAGAACUCUGCACAGUUUGCGCGGAGUGUGUGCGGCUCUCGAGGCCUGGUCCAGCGCUUGGAGCUGCAGGCUCGGCUGGAGCGGCACAGUGGGUGCGUCAACACGCUCCACUUUAACCCCUCCGGGACACGCCUCGCUUCGGGCAGUGAUGACCUGCGUGUGGUCAUCUGGGAUUGGGCGAGACGCCGUGCCGAGCUCGAGUUCGACAGCGGACACAAGAGCAACGUCUUUCAGGCGAAGUUUCUCCCUCAUAGCGGAGACUCCACGCUGGCCAUGUGUGCUCGGGAUGGGCAGGUCAGAAUAGCCGAGCUGUCUGCCACGCAGCGCUGCAAAAACACAAAACGAGUGGCUCAGCACAAAGGCGCCGCACACAAGCUGGCCCUGGAGCCGGAUUCGCCCUGCUGUUUCCUCUCCACGGGAGAAGAUGCCGUUGUGUAUGGCAUUGACCUGCGAAUCGAUCGACCUGCCAACAAACUGGUGGUAGUGAAAGAAAGCGACAAGAAGGUGGGUUUGUACACCAUCUACGUGAACCCAGCCAACACGCAUCAUUUUGCCGUUGGAGGAAGAGAUCAGUACCUAAGGAUCUACGAUCAGAGGAAAAUCAACGAAAACGACAACAACGGUGUUCUGAAGAAGUUCUGUCCAUCUCACCUGGUGUCCAGCGAAUCCAAAACAAACAUCACCUGCUUAGUGUACAGCCAUGACGGCUCAGAGCUGCUUGCGAGUUAUAAUGACGAGGACAUUUAUCUGUUUGACUCGAGCCAUAGCGAUGGUGCCGAUUAUCGCCGGAGAUACAAAGGACACCGCAACAAUGCUACAGUGAAGGGCGUGAACUUCUACGGGCCUUGCAGCGAGUUUGUAGUGAGUGGAAGCGACUGUGGACACAUUUACCUGUGGGACAAACACUCGGCCCGUGUGGUGCAGUUCAUGGAGGGUGACCGAGGCGGAGUGGUGAAUUGUUUAGAGCCUCACCCUCACCUGCCUGGUCUGGCCACCAGCGGCUUGGAUCACGACGUUAAACUCUGGGCUCCGACUGCAGAGAACCCCACCAGCCUGAAAGGCCUCAAAGAGGUGAUGAAGAAGAAUAAGCGUGAGCGUGACGAGGACAGCGUUCGGCACGGCGAACAGUACGACACGCAGCUCCUCUGGUUCCUGAUGAGACACAUGAGGAACCGCAGACCUUUUCGAUCUCAGAGCCGACACGGAGAAGCCGGAGAUGGAGACACAGACACAGAGUCCUGGAGCUCUCCAGAAUCUUCCGAUGAUGAGGACGGAGGCCCUGACCACGUCCAGUGCAUGUCCUCCUGAGCCCCACACACACACACACACACACACACACACACACACACACACACCGCCCAUGACCAUGUAUUUAAACACACACACACACACACACACAGUAGUUAUGCACUGAUAUACACACUGCGAGUACAACGGCAGCAAAACACACACACACACACACACUGCUUUAUACAUAGAGUGAAGGUGAGAUGAAUGGAAUGUAGACAGACACACACACACAUGCACGCAGAGUAACUACAGGCAAGAAUGUGAUGAAAGAAUUGAUAUUUUUUAUGUUUCUGAUCAACACACACACAGAUUUCAGCCCAUCUACUCUCUCUCUCUCUCUCUCUCACACACACACACACACACACACACACACACACACACACACACACACACACAGACAGAGUGUUCCCACAGAAGCAGCUUCACUUUACACACUGGAGGAGUCGAGGACGAGUUUACGGCUUCUUGCUCUCCUGUUCCUGUUUUCCGGACAUCACGGACCCUACAGAGGACGAUUCGGUGGUGGUGACGUUCGAGCGUGUGCUUCUUUAGGCCCUUCUUUUUUCCGAAGAGCCACCAUCACCACGUAGCGUCUCGAACGCGGACCUCGAGCAUCUCUAAGGAACGGAGGAAAGGAACAACAGCCGUGUCGGCGUCCUGACUUUUCCUUGAGUGUUUUUUUGUUUUUUUUUGUUUUGUUUCGAGGACAGAAAUCAGCAAAUUGCUGUCUGCCCUGCGGAUUCCUUGGGCUCGAUCCAAAAUGGCUCGCGGUUGGACACUUGAUGGAGCGUGGAAGCCAUUUUUUAUACCCUAAGUAGUGCACUUACUGAAUCCCACAUGAGUAACUAUUGGACACGUGAUAUCUAUAAUAUCUCAAAUUGAUAAUGUAGUGCACUACGUUUCACACCCUUUGUAGUGCACUUACUUAAAUCUGUAUAUAGAGAGAACUGAAUCCCAACCGGAUAACCAGUGAACAGAUGAUGGUGGAUGACAUAGUGUACCCUAGGUAGUGCACUACGUAGGCUCUUUAUGUAGCUAGUAUGUAUAAGGUGUAAACACCUUGUACAUAUUUCCAUACCCUAUAUAGUGCACUUACACAGCUAGUAGGGGUUGUUUGACUUAUAGGGGAUGACAUCUACCCUAUAUAGUGCACUGUGUAGGGCAUUUCUGCAGCUAGUAUGGAUUUAAAUCUCAAAUGGUUAACGUAGUGCACUUGAUAGGGUGGAGAAGCCAUUGUUUUUUCAUGCCAUUUGAGACCUACAGGACGACACCUACCCUAUGUAGUGCACUAAUAAGAUGACGGAAUGGUUUCUACAUUUUACGUAGGUCCCUUACGUAGCUUGUGCACUACAAAGAGUUUAGAAGCCCUUAGUUCAUGCCCUAUGUAGUGAGCUUGUCUUUAUCAUGGCUUUGAGUCCUAAUAGCUGGACAUAGGGCAUUACUUAUGGUAACUACGUAUUGUUAUUUUAUACCUUCUUUGGAUGUAGGAUCCUUAUGGCCAUGGGGCGCUGAAAGACACAUCGAUGUCUAUUGGACACUGAGUGCACUACGUAGGGUUGAGAAGCCAUUGUUUUGUGUAUGAAGUAGAGCUCCAUUUGGAAUUGAACCCGCUUCUCAGAUCUGCACUCUAGCAGGAAAAAAGCGGGCCAGCCUGGUCCCAAUCCUACGUCUUGUUCCCCUCUGCCGUGCUUCCUGAGUGCACUUUAAUCAGGGAUCUGUUCAUUUUUUGAGUCUCUAAAGACGAGCGUGCACUUAGAGGGCUUGCAAUACGUAACAUAUUUAACUUUUUUUUUUCUUUUUUUUUCUUCUAAACGUUUGAAAAUUUGGUACUAGAUAUAUUUGCACUUGAACGGAAAAUUUGGAUGUGAGCUCCUCUUAAAAGUGGUGUCCUUCCUUUAGAAAAGAAAAAGAAAAGGGAAAAGAAAAAAAAAAGCUCUGUAUUAAAUCCCCCCUCCUCUUUGAAGUGUGCAUGCAAGUAAAGAUUGUAGCACAGCAAACAUUCUAUUUGGGACGGAACCUGAUGCUUCGAGUUGUGGUUUGCUUUUGUUUUUUCAUAAGUACAGGCGAAACGAUUAUUAUUAUUUUUUUUUAAAAUCAUGAUCAUUUCAUCACAGUCUAUGAUAUUACCACUUGUAUACUUGGACGUAGCACGUUAUAUACGUCAGAAGUCACGUGUGGUGACGCUAACUAGAUUAACGUAACCGUGGAAACAACUGAGGAGGUUGGGACAUUCGCGGCGAUACAGUGUUUCGAAUUGUUUUGUGACGUCGUGUAGCGGAUAUACUGAAGGAGUGAGGACAAUGUGAUACUUUUGUGUCAUUUACAACUUUAACCAGCGCUACUUUCGAGAAGGUCGACGAUACUUUCUGUUCAAACUGGCUUUUUUUUCUUCUUUUUUUUUUUUUUUAGAGGAAAACCGUGAUUUGCAUGCACUCGUCUCAUCGUACUGGGCUGCGUACUAAAUAGCAGACUAUUUUGGUGUACUAUUUUGUCGUGAUUAUUUAGUAACGUGCUAUUUCGGACGCAGCCGUCGGCCCGCUUUAGGAGGGGGGCUGUCCUUAACUUAAUUUUCUUCUUUUCACCAGGGGAAAGAAAAGUUUUUGCUUUUUUUGUAAGGGGUGGGAUAAGUUAAAUGACUUUGUAUGUACAUAUGAAUAUAUAAUUAUAUAUAAAUAUAUAAAUACAUAUAUUAAAAAAAAACCUGUAAAGAACUCCACUUCCGCCGCCAUCCUCCGAAUUUGAUUCAGAGAUUUAUAUUGUAUACGGAAACGGAUUUAAAAAGGAGAGGGGAAAAUAUAUUUUUUUCCCUUCUCUGAAUGAUCUCAAAGUCAUGAGCAUCACCUACCAAUCUUGAGUUGUGUUCUCUUUUCCUUUGUUCUUCUCUGAAAGACCCUACAUCACCUACAAAUCGAAGUUACUCUUGUUUUUUUUCCUCCUUUUUUUUUUGUAUAUGGCCACACCCUUCAGCUUCACACAAAAAAAGGCUUUUAAAAAUUUAAUUUCCUUUUUUUUUGCUUCUUUUUGAUUGUUGAGUUAUCGCACCGCUGCCUAAUAACUGUUAUUGGUUCAGUUGAGAAAACAUGUACAACUUGUGCAGUUAAAAAAAAAAUAGAAAAGGCUGUUUAUGA